CUUUUUCCUGCUCCUGCUGAAUCUCUUACUAAAGCAAGCUUACUUCUUACUCGCUUUACCUAGAACAUCAUGUCUGCUCUGCUCAGAGGACUCACCUUUAUCCGCUCAGCGCCUGCUCUGCGGGGAACAACCCUAACGCAGCGGGCAAGCCUGUCUAGCAAACCUGCAAAGAGUGCUGUGGGACCAGUCGAGACGACAAUUAGUCUUGGAGUUUUUGCUGUGGCUAUCCUGGCUCCAUCCGGCUGGGUCCUUGCCAACCUCGAGAGCUACAAAAAGAGGGAAUAAGCCUACUAUGGAAUGAAAAGAGCUGCCUGCUUCAUCCAUUUCCUGCAAACCCUCAACGGGACCGUUGGAGCAACUCUUAAGCUACCCAUCUACCUCUCUAUGGGGCUGUUUACCUUUUUCCAUUCACUCCAGUCUGUAAAAUGUUGUCCAAUAUUGGCUACAUAAUGACAUGAUGGGAUCUUAAGGCUGUUCUUAUUAAUGUUACACAUACAAUAAACUUAUUUAAAUCUAAA
Messenger RNA from Trichomycterus rosablanca, 518 nucleotides. RefSeq names its product cytochrome c oxidase subunit 8B, mitochondrial. The transcript is spliced from 2 exons. Lineage: Eukaryota; Metazoa; Chordata; Actinopteri; Siluriformes; Trichomycteridae. The coding region runs from base 70 to 285 and encodes 71 amino acids. The record is from RefSeq and is a predicted model, not a curated record. Gene Ontology annotation, biological process: mitochondrial electron transport, cytochrome c to oxygen. Gene Ontology annotation, cellular component: mitochondrion.